Hevea brasiliensis (rubber tree) is the source of this 4398-nucleotide messenger RNA. RefSeq names its product transcription initiation factor TFIID subunit 2. Bases 161 to 4258 code for a protein of 1365 amino acids. The record is from RefSeq and is a predicted model, not a curated record. Gene Ontology annotation, cellular component: transcription factor TFIID complex. Gene Ontology annotation, molecular function: zinc ion binding; RNA polymerase II general transcription initiation factor activity; metallopeptidase activity. Gene Ontology annotation, biological process: transcription initiation at RNA polymerase II promoter. Lineage: Eukaryota; Viridiplantae; Streptophyta; Magnoliopsida; Malpighiales; Euphorbiaceae. The transcript is spliced from 25 exons.
UCCAGAUUAAGAAAUGAGAGUUAGGGCACAAUCGUCUUCGAGAGCGGCCCAAAAAGCAAAGAACUCUCGAUGACUUCUAUAAAUGAAAGCACCCCAUCCUAAUCCCAACUAAGCGCGCUAAGACACAAGCACUGGCAACACUGAUAGAUUUAGAUUAGCCAUGGCGAAGCCGCGUAAGCCGAAGAUCGACGACUCCAAGCCCGAUAAUUCCGGAGCUGUAGUCCGUCACCAGAAGCUCUGCCUCUCCAUCAAAAUGGAUAAGCGCCAAAUCUACGGCUACACAGAGUUGGAAAUCGCUGUCCCUGACAUUGGAAUUGUGGGGUUACAUGCGGAGAAUUUAGGUAUAGAGAGUGUGUUUGUGGAUGGGGAGCCUACGGAGUUUGAAUACUACCCACGUCAGCAAAAUGUGGUGGAAAGUGAGAAAAAAUGGAGCAGGGUCUCCACUCCUAGCUUAGCUGCUGAUACUGCUGCCUCUGCCUAUACUUCAGCACUCGAGAAAGAACUGGUUCCGAAUCUUCUCAUCAGGGCUCCAAAUGAACAACAGGAUCAAGUGAAUUUAGAUAAUGGUGAAGCCAAGCAGAAUGUGAAAUUGGUUCGCAUCAAUUAUUGGGUAGAGAAAGCAGAGACAGGGAUUCACUUCAAUGAUAAUGUGCUACAUACUGAUAACCAGAUAAGGCGAGCAAGGUGCUGGUUCCCAUGUAUGGAUGAAGCUUCUCAGCGUUGCUGUUAUGAUCUGGAGUUCACCGUUGCCCACAAUCUUGUUGCUGUCAGUACUGGAAGCUUACUAUACCAGGUUUUGAGCAAGGAUGAUCAUUCUCAUAAAACAUAUGUCUACAGAUUAGAUGUUCCAGUAACUGCUCAAUGGAUAUCUUUAGUGGUUGCACCAUUUGAAAUCCUUCCAGAUCACCAUCUUGGUUUCAUAUCACACAUGUGUUUGCCAGCUAAUCUGUCAAAGCUUCGGAAUACUGUGGAGUUUUUUCAUAAUGCAUUCAACCAUUAUGAAGAAUACCUUGAUGCGAAAUUUCCAUUUGGGUCAUACACGCAAGUGUUCUUAGCUCCUGAGAUGGCUGUAUCCUCAUCAAGUUUGGGAGCCUCCAUUAGCAUCUUUAGUUCUCAAGUUUUAUAUGAUGAGAGGGUUAUUGAUCAGACCAUAGACACAAGCAUUAAACUAGCUUUUGCACUUGCAAAGCAGUGGUUUGGAGUUUAUGUAGUCCCUGAGGAACCCAGUGAUGAAUGGCUUCUGGAUGGGCUUGCCGGUUUCUUGACGGAUUUGUUCAUCAAGAAAUUUUUAGGAAAUAAUGAGGCACGCUAUAGGAGAUACAAGGCAAAUUGCGCUGUUUGCAAAGCAGAUGAUAGUGGUGCAACAGCUUUAACCUCCUCUGCUUCUUGCAAGGAUUUAUAUGGAACCCAUUGCAUUGGUAUAUAUGGGAAAAUACGAUCUUGGAAGUCUGUGGCAAUCCUGCAAAUGUUGGAAAAGCAAAUGGGGCCAGAAUCCUUCCGCAAAAUUUUGCAGAAAGUUGUCUUUCGGGCACGGGAUACAAACCCUGUGAGAUCUCUUAGUACAAAGGAGUUUCGACAUUUUGCUACUAAGGUUGGAAAUCUGGAGCGCCCAUUUGUGAAAGAGUUUUUCCCUAGGUGGGUUGGCUCAUGUGGGUGUCCAAUGUUGAGGAUGGGGUUCUCAUACAAUAAAAGGAAAAAUAUGGUUGAAUUGGCGGUGCUAAGAGAGUGCACAGCGACCCCUGAUGCAAGUGCAUCAGUUCUGAACUCUGAUUCUGAUAAUCGAGAAGGAGAUAUUGGAUGGCCUGGGAUGAUGAGUAUCAGGGUUUAUGAGCUUGAUGGAAUGUAUGACCACCCUAUUCUUCCUUUGGCUGGAGAAAUGUGGCAGCUUCUGGAAAUACAGUGCCAUUCCAAGCUUGCUGCUAGACGCUUCCAGAAGCCUAAAAAAGGUUCAAAACCUGAUGGAUCUGAUGAAAAUGGUGAUGCUGUACCUGCAACAGAUAUCCGCUCCAGUUUGGAAUCCCCCUUAUUAUGGAUUAGGGCAGAUCCGGAAAUGGAAUAUCUUGCUGAAAUUCAGUUUAAUCAACCUGUUCAGAUGUGGAUUAAUCAGUUAGAGAAGGAUGAGGAUGUUGUUGCUCAAGCACAAGCAAUUGCAGCAUUAGAAGCUUUACCGCAGCUAUCAUUUUCUGUUGUAAAUGCCCUGAAUAAUUUCCUCAGGGACCCCAAGGCUUUCUGGAGAGUUCGAAUUGAGGCAGCAUUUGCAUUGGCUAAUACAGCAUCUGAGGAAACUGAUUGGUCUGGUUUACUUCAUUUGGUGAAAUUUUACAAAAGUCAAAGAUUUGAUGCAACAAUUGGACUACCCAAGCCAAAUGACUUUCAUGAUUUUCCAGAAUACUUUGUUCUUGAGGCAAUUCCUCAAGCUGUAGCAACAGUUAGAGCUGCAGACAAGAAAAGCCCGAGGGAAGCUAUUGAAUUUGUUUUGCAACUUCUCAAGUAUAAUGAUAACACUGGAAAUCCUUAUUCUGAUGUGUUCUGGCUUGCUGCAUUAGUCCAGUCAGUGGGUCAACUUGAAUUUGGGCAACAGAGUGUUGUCUUUUUAUCAUCUCUUCUCAAGCGCAUUGAUCGGCUUCUGCAAUUUGACAGGCUGAUGCCCAGCUACAAUGGUAUAUUGACAAUCAGCUGCAUCCGUACAUUGGUACAAAUUGCCUUAAAGCUGUCUGGAUCUGUUCAUCUUGAUCAUGUUUUUGAACUCAUUAAACCUUUUCAAGAUUUUAAGACAUUAUGGCAAAUUCGAAUUGAAGCUAGCAGAGCACUCCUGGAUCUGGAAUUCCACUACAGAGGCAUUGAUGCAGCAUUGUCAUUGUUUAUCAGAUAUUUGAAGGAAGAACAAACCUUAAGAGGGCAAGCAAAACUUGCUGCACAUGCUAUGCGGUUAUGUCAGAUUCGAGACAGAUCUGAUUCCAAGGAUGAUAUCAAGAGUACAACACUUGUGGCUUUGCUUAGUGUGCUAGAAGGACAUUUAGCAUUCAACAAUAUAUAUCUUCGGCAUAACUUGUUCUGCAUCUUACAUAUCCUUGCAGGAAGAGCGCCGACACUAUAUGGGGUUCCCAGAGAUAAAACAUUAUGUCUUGGUGAUGCUGAAACAUGUGAGCCAAAGAACGUUUUUGCGGCACUCGUCCCAGAAACAAAGCCUCUGGAGCCUCCUGCUGACAUUCCAAAACUUGAUCAGGAUGAUUUUGCUAGUCAAGAGGCUCCCAAGGAAGCAGAUACAGUUUCCAGCAAUCUUCUGCGUGAGAUGGAUUUGGUCAUCAUAGAAGAUACAAAGGAACCAGAUACGAUCUCCAACAAUCAUGAGCAGAAGAUGGAUUCAGCAAUUCCAGAAUCUUUGAAGGAAGCAGAUACAGUCUCUAACAAUCCUGAACGUAAGAUGCCAGUUGUUAAGAUUAGGGUAAAAAAAUCUGCUGCUUCCAGUAGAGCAGAGGAGGCUGAUAAUCAAACUGUUGAGAGAUCUCAAGGCAGGCAUCAUGAAACUGAUCGUGGGGCCACCAGCUCCGUUUCUGUGGAUGCACCCCAAAGGAUUUCAACUGAGGCUGUGAGUGCAAGCAAUCAAAAUAUUGAGGAAGUCAACUCAUGUCUUGACCAUGGGUCGCGGAUGACUGCUAGCAUCGGCAGUGCAAAACUCACAAGUGAUGGUGACAAUUUUGGGAAGGAACUCCAGUGCACUGCUGAUUCAAGCAAAGUUUUUGUGCAUCCUCAGCCUGAGGAUCCAUCAUCUCCUAGUGUCAUGCAAGAUAACAAUGUCGACAGUGGUGCACAAAAGUAUGCUAGUCUGCAAACCCUCUCAGUUGGAAGAUUUGAUCAUGAUGGCGGUUCAUCAGUUGCCGUGGUAUCUCCUUUUCGUGGGAAAGAAAAGGAGAAGAAAAAAGAUAAGGAAAAGAAACGGAAACGGGAAGAUCAUAAAGGGCACAGGGAUGAUCCAGAGUACCUGGAACGGAAGAGGUUGAAGAAAGAGAAAAAACAGAAGGAGAAGGAAAUGGCAAAGCUGCUCAGUGAUGAUGCAAAGGCAUCUUCGGUAGACUCGCGCAUUAAGAAACAGGAACCCAGCAGCAUUAAGUUGGCAACUGUGCAGUUGAAACCAAGGGAAUCCAGUGGUUCCAAAAUGGCCAACACCUAUGUGGACACUAAGCCUGAGCCAUCGGAAGGUAACUCUGCACCAAGAUUUCGAAUUAAAAUUAAGAACAGGACGCUGAAUAAAUCAUAGAAGCAUGUAGUUAUCCUCCUUUCAUUAUAGAAAUUCCCUUGGAAUUUUUGGCUUGUAUAUCCCCAGAAUGUGUAAGAAAGAGAACGUGUAAUGUGGGGAACUUCCUUGAGAAUUCAAAAAAUUUGUUGAAUGAUUGUGCA